Messenger RNA from Dipodomys ordii (Ord's kangaroo rat), 3738 nucleotides. It is a transcript of the gene Papola, whose product is annotated as poly(A) polymerase alpha. The record is from RefSeq and is a predicted model, not a curated record. Gene Ontology annotation, cellular component: nucleus. Gene Ontology annotation, molecular function: RNA binding; poly(A) RNA polymerase activity. Bases 252 to 1721 code for a protein of 489 amino acids. The transcript is spliced from 16 exons. Lineage: Eukaryota; Metazoa; Chordata; Mammalia; Rodentia; Heteromyidae.
AUAUUUUGUUUGCAAGAUUAGCACUGCAGACUAUUCCAGAAGAUUUGGACCUACGAGAUGACAGUUUGCUUAAAAAUUUAGAUAUAAGAUGUAUAAGAAGUCUUAAUGGUUGCAGGGUAACCGAUGAAAUUUUACAUCUAGUACCAAAUAUUGACAACUUCAGGUUAACUCUGAGAGCUAUCAAACUGUGGGCCAAACGGCACAACAUCUAUUCCAAUAUAUUAGGUUUCCUCGGUGGUGUUUCCUGGGCUAUGCUAGUAGCAAGAACUUGCCAGCUUUAUCCAAAUGCAAUAGCAUCAACUCUUGUACAUAAAUUUUUCUUGGUAUUUUCUAAAUGGGAAUGGCCAAAUCCAGUGCUAUUGAAACAGCCUGAAGAAUGCAAUCUUAAUUUGCCUGUAUGGGACCCAAGGGUAAACCCCAGUGAUAGGUACCAUCUUAUGCCUAUAAUUACACCAGCAUACCCACAACAGAACUCCACGUACAAUGUGUCCGUUUCAACACGGAUGGUCAUGGUUGAGGAGUUUAAACAAGGUCUUGCUAUCACAGAUGAAAUUUUGCUGAGUAAGGCAGAGUGGUCCAAGCUUUUUGAAGCUCCAAACUUCUUUCAAAAGUACAAGCAUUAUAUUGUACUUCUAGCAAGUGCACCAACGGAAAAACAACGCCUAGAAUGGGUGGGAUUGGUUGAAUCAAAAAUCCGAAUCCUGGUUGGAAGCUUGGAGAAGAAUGAGUUUAUUACACUGGCUCAUGUGAAUCCCCAGUCAUUUCCAGCACCCAAAGAAAAUCCUGACAAGGAAGAAUUUCGCACUAUGUGGGUGAUUGGGUUGGUGUUUAAAAAAACAGAGAACUCUGAAAAUCUCAGUGUUGAUCUUACUUACGAUAUUCAGUCUUUCACAGAUACAGUUUAUAGGCAAGCAAUAAACAGCAAGAUGUUUGAGGUGGAUAUGAAAAUUGCUGCAAUGCAUGUAAAAAGAAAGCAACUCCAUCAGCUACUACCUAACCAUGUGCUGCAGAAAAAGAAAAAGCAUUCAACAGAAGGAGUCAAGUUAACAGCUCUGAAUGACAGCAGCCUUGAUUUGUCUAUGGACAGUGAUAACAGCAUGUCUGUGCCUUCACCUACUAGUGCUAUGAAGACCAGUCCAUUGAACAGUUCUGGCAGCUCUCAGGGCAGAAACAGUCCUGCUCCAGCUGUGAUGGCAGCAUCUGUGACCAACAUACAGGCUACUGAAGUUUCUGUGCCACAAGUAAAUUCCAGUGAAAGCUCAGGGGGUACAUCGAAUGAAAGCAUUCCUCAAACUGCCACACAACCAGCCAUUUCUCCACCACCAAAGCCUACGGUCUCCAGAGUUGUUUCCUCAACACGUCUGGUAAACCCACCACCUAGACCUUCAGGAAAUGCAGCAACAAAAAUAUCUAAUCCCAUAGUAGGAUUCAAGAGAACAUCCUCACCUCACAAAGAAGAAAGUCCCAAGAAAACCAAAAUAGAAGAGGAUGAAACAAGUGAAGAUGCUAACUGUCCUGCUUUGAGUGGACAUGAUAAAACAGAAACAAAGGAACAACUUGAUACAGAGACAAGUACAACUCAACCAGAAGCUAUUCAGACAGCAGCUUCUCUGCUGGCCUCUCAGAAAACAUCCAGUACAGACCUUUCUGAUAUCCCUGCUCUCCCUGCAAAUCCUAUUCCUGUUAUCAAGAAUUCAAUAAAACUGAGACUGAAUCGGUAAAACAACCUCAGGGGUCCAUAAACAGUAUCUGCCAGCUCAACCUGUUGUCUUCAAUGCUAAACAAGGAGAAUGGAAGGUACAAGACUAGACGUGGCUGACAGUGGAUUUAGUUUUUUUGGUGACCUACCUUACUGGGCUAAUCAGCACUUGAUCGGAAGUCCAGGUUAGUAUGUGAAGCCAGGAGUACUAUUAUUAUUGUGUUAGCAACAGUUGCAUUACUCUUCAAAAAAAUUACUGCCUUUAAAAAAGAAAAAAGACACCUCAAGCUAUAUUUGUAUCCAUAGUUGACAUCUGAAUUGGGUAUAUGUUUGAUGCAUUGUUUGGAAAAUUUGCAAUACAAACUGGCAUAAGAGUUCCUUAUUCUAAUGAUGCACUUUUAUGUAUUUUUUAUUAGGAAGUAGAACUAAUUUUAGAUUUUCAGCUUGAUGGAUUUUAAUUUUUUCCCAAAGAAUUUCCUUUACAAUUAAUCUUCAAAUUGGACAUUACUGUAAGGUAGUGUCCUGUUACACUUCCAAGAAGGGACAGAGUACAUCUAAUCCAGUCACAAUGAGGUAGCUGUAACCCUUCAACUGAAAGGCCAACUUUAGAGGAUACGUUUGACAUUAAAAGAACAAUCUGGAAAUACCUGGUUUUGAUGGGGUUAUGAUUCAGAAAUGAUACUGGUUUUAUUUAUAGAGUUUUUUUUUAUAGUGCAUACAAAUCAGCGAUGAACCAGCAAAUAUGUUUUUGUUCUCCCCCUUCCCCCGGAAGCAAACACAUUUUUUUAGCCUUCCUUCUCUCUAUCUCUUUGCUUUUUUUUUUUUUUUCUCGUUUGUUUGUAUGCACAAGGUAGGACUUACUUCACAAAAACCAAAAUGCCAGUAUUUUCUUAAGCCAUGAUGUGAAACAGAUGACCUUGUUGCUACAUGGCACAAACACAAAAUUGUGAUGAAUCUUGUAGGAUGACUAAAAGUAAUGUCCAUGAAGCAUGGUACAUCUUGAAUGGCCAUUUGAGCUCUAAAGAGGAAUUUUGUACACUCCACAGAACUACUAUUCCUAUCUUAUAGAAAUUGAUUUUCCAUUUUAAACAUAUGGGUAAAAAAAGCAUUUUCUCUAAGAUUUUUUAAACCAAUUUUUAUUUUUAACUGGUUUAUCAAAAUUUGUCAGUAAAUUUUACAUACAAAAACAUGCUAAAAAUCAUUUCUAACAAGCACUUGACAUCUAGUUAGCUCUCUACUCCUUUUUAGUUUGUUUUGUUCUACCAGAUUAGUAACUCUUUAAAGAAAAUAAUUUAUCAUACAGCAGAAUUCUCAUCUAUCUCUAUGAAGUAUGAGGGAUGCCAGAUAUUGAUAAACCUGGAUGAAGCAAAUCUAUCAGAGUUUUCUGAUGAGCAUGUUUUGUGAAUCCUCCAUUGUGCUCCAUUCUCUUACAUGUGCAUUUUUCAUGUUCACCUGCAGUUGCUUAAUCUCUUCCCCUAUCCUUCUAAAUUAAUUUUCCAAAAGUUGGAGUGUAGUCCUUUCCCCUUAGGCUAUGCAUUAAUUGAGGCUUUCUUUUCACCAUGACUUUAUAAUGUCUAGUAUGCGAUAUUUCUACUUCCCACAUCUUUGCUCUGCACAGUCACCUUUCCUUUCCUUUCACCACCUAAGAAAAAAGAUGGUCAGCUAACAGGCGAAUUGUAAAGGUGUCUGUGUUUGUGUAGCUUCAGAGUUAGAUUGACAUCGCCAGGCACAGAUUUAGUCUUGUCAUUUUGUUUACACAUUGGGGAGAAAAAUUUCAGUUUAUUAAGCGUUUCAUGUAACUGCAUCCAAGUUUUGCCAGGCUGGAAACUUGGACCUUUUCUGUGUAGUGACUUUUUAAUUCUAGUUUUCAUAACUUGGAGAUCAGACUGUUGCUUUCGCAUGAUGUAUGUAGUGUCUCAUGACUGAAGUUUGCUUUGUUUUAUAGUAUCUGUACUCCUUGUAUUUUUCAAGAGCUAUUUUGUAAACAGAUGAUGUAUUUCUCCAUUGAAAACACAAUAAAAAAAAACAGCACAAUCUUA